This is a messenger RNA of Blepharisma stoltei, 1806 nucleotides long. The record is from the annotation of a GenBank genome assembly. Lineage: Eukaryota; Ciliophora; Heterotrichea; Heterotrichida; Blepharismidae.
AUGUACCGGCGAGUAGAAAAUCGCGAUGAAUCAAUGAAAAACUUCUAUACAAUCAUUGAGCAGCUUGGUGAAGGAACUUUUGGGAAAGUCUGGAGAGCAGUCAGCAAAGCCACAGGUGAAGAAUUCGCAAUUAAAUCCAUUGAUAAAUCUAAGCUUGGCCAAGACGAAAUUUCAAAUCUUCAGCUUGAAAUCGAUAUAAUUUCUCAAGUAGAUCACCCAAAUAUCGUCCGCACUUAUGAAGUUUUCGAUGAGCCUCGAUAUUUGCAUUUUGUCAUGGAAAUUAUGAGUGGAGGUGAACUAUUCGAAAAAAUUGUGGAAAAAGACCACUACAGUGAAAAAGAAGCAGCAGACACAAUUCGUCCAGUCGUGGAAGCAAUUAAAUAUUGUCAUGAUAUGGGGAUUGUCCAUAGAGAUUUGAAGCCAGAAAAUUUAUUACUUUCAUCAGCUGAUGAAGGUGGAAUUUUAAAAAUCACAGACUUUGGCUUGGCAAGAUUUUAUGACGAUGAUUUAAUGACGACUGCGUGUGGAACCCCAGGAUAUGUCGCACCAGAAAUUAUUGAAGCGAGAGGAUAUGGACUUGAAGUCGAUUAUUGGAGUUUAGGAGUGAUUUUAUAUAUUAUGCUGUGUGGAUUUCCACCUUUUUUCGAGGAUAACAAUGAAAAGUUGUUUGAUAUGAUAAAGAAAGGCGAGUAUGAGUUUACGUCUCCUUAUUGGGAUGAUAUUUCAGCUAUGGCAAAAGACUUGAUUUCUCAUUUGCUACAGGUGAAACCUUAAUUAUUAAUGGUUAGUUAAGCUUAUUGUGUACUCAGACCACCAAUCAUGGUAUUCGCCUCCCUUGGUUAUUUUCGCUAGCUGCCUGCUUCUCAUCGCUUUUUAAUCUAUGCUCACUAUUUUUGAGUGAAGAGUUAAAGGCUACUGUACCAAAAGUCAGCAUGGGUUGCCUCCAAGAAAACUCAGAAAAAAAUUUAGUUACCUAAAGACUAAAGAUGAUCGUUCUGGCUAGUUAUCCCGAAGGACAAAUAGGCGAUCUAGGUAUAUAGCGCUUUCCCGAGGAUGGCGCCAUUCCGCGCCAUCCUCGGGCAAUUUCUAUAGUUCGCGAGCAGCUAUGCUCGACCUUGACUCCCCCUCACUACGCCCACCCUGGCAAUUUUAAUUUAAAUAAAAGAGUAAAAAUAAAAUGACAAGCCCAUCAUUAUGGAAUUAGCAUGCCAAAUGGAUUUAGCAUAGUUUGCGAGCAGCUAUGCUUGACCUUGAAUUCCCUCACUCGCCAUCUCUAUGACAAUUUUAUUUUAAAUAAAAGAGUAAAAAGAAAAUGGCAAGCCCAUCAUUAUGAAUUUAGCAUGCCAAAUGGAUUUUAACAGCUAGAGAUGAGGGACAGCAUUUUUCAACUUCGAAUCCCUCUCCUCAUGAGGAAAAACUAGUCUUAAAUCUUAAAUAGGGUUAGGCUUCUCACUCCCGAACCUCUCAUCCGCUCUGCUGUCCUUUUCUAUACAAGCUGGACAAUUAGAAGCCUUCCUCAAAGUGGUCAGUCCUUUUGAGAGGCUUGCUCUCGUAUUUAAAAAUCACCACAUCAUUUUAAUAUAUAUGCUUCAGGUAACUCCAAGCCAAAGGUUUAACGCUGAAGAAGUUUUAAGACAUCCUUGGAUGACAGGAGAAAACACUCCUCGCACCAAUAUGCCAGCUGUAAGUAGAAAGAUAAGAGAAUUCAACACCAGAAGAAGAUUCAGAAAAGUCGGAAACGCAGCAGUUGCUUCAGUGAAGCUUAUUCACAUUGCACAUGAAAAGCAUAGAGAAGAGUAUGCAUAA